GUUGUAGUUUCUAUUCAUCGUAUUUGGCUGCUGUGCAGAAUGCAAAAAACUACAACACCCAUUAGCCCCCGGGUGGGUGCGCGGCUCCUUGACCAUGGCGCUGUGUAUGUAAGGGAAAUAGAGCAAGAUAAGGAACCCGGAGGGAUACUGGGACACCGGAGACCAUGGGCUCCAGGCUGAAACAAAACCCAGAGAACACAUUUGAAGUGUACGUUGAAGUGAACCGGCCAGGAAGAAAUUCGACUGAUGAAGAUCCUGAGCUGCAGCGGAUCUUCCCUGAAGACUUCAGUGACCAGGAAGUCCUGCAGACUGUCACCAAGUUUUGCUUCCCAUUCAGCUUAGACAGCCUCACCUCCAGCCACGUUGGACAGAACUUCACAUUUGUACUAACUGACAUUGACAGCAAGCAGAGGUUUGGCUUCUGCCGGUUAUCUUCAGGCGCUAAAAGCUGCUUUUGUAUCUUAAGCUACCUCCCAUGGUUUGAAGCGUUUUACAAACUGCUGAACAUCUUGGCAGAAUACUCCUCGAAAAAUCAGGACUCUCAACGCAAUGAACUCCUUAAGACUCUCUUUAGACUUCCGAUUCCGGAACCUGGAACACCUAUGCAUCUGAGUGUGCAUUUCUAUUUUACAGUGCCUGAUCCUCGGGAAUUGCCCAGUAUACCAGAGAAUAGAAACCUGACAGAGUAUUUUGUGGCCGUUGAUGUGAAUAAUAUGCUACACCUCUACGCUAGUAUGUUAUAUGAACGAAGAAUCCUGAUUUGCUGCAGCAAACUCAGCACGCUGACUGCCUGCAUUCACGGAUCUUCCGCCAUGCUCUUCCCGAUGUACUGGCAACAUGUUUACAUCCCAGUUCUUCCUCCACACCUGCUGGACUACUGCUGCGCUCCUAUGCCGUACCUAAUAGGAAUACACUCAAGCUUAAUGGAGAAGGUGAAAGGGAUGAGUCUGGAUGAUGUAGUGUUUUUGAAUGUGGACACCAAUACCUUGGAGACGCCGUUUGAUGACCUUCAGAACUUGCCCAAUGAAGUGGUCUCUGCAUUGAAAAACCGUCUUAGAAAAAUGUCCACAAAUACCGGAGAUGGAGUGGCUAGGGCUUUCCUGAAGGCCCAAGCAUCUUUGUUUGGUAGCUACAGAAAUGCACUCAAAAUUGAGCCGGAGGAACCUAUCACUUUUUGCGAGGACAGAUUUGUUUCCCAUCGCUCCAGUGGGUUGAGGCCAUUCCUUCAGAAUGCAAUCCAGCUACAGCUGUUCAAACAGUUCAUAGACGGGAGGCUGGAUUUAUUGAACUCUGGAAAUGGAUUCAGUGAUGUUUUUGAAGAAGAAAUCAACAUGGGUGAAUAUGCAGGUAGUGAUAAGCUGUAUCAUCAGUGGCUUUCAACAGUAAAGAAGGGUAGUGGGGCUUUUAUCAACACAAUGAAGACCAGAGCCAAUCCUGCCAUGAAGACAGUCUACAAAUUUGCUAAAGAUCAUGCGAAAAUGGGAAUCAAAGAGGUGAAAAACCGCUUGAAGCAGAAGGAUAUGGCUGAAAAUGGAUUCAGCACUGCCACAGAAGAACCUCUCCCUCAAAUAUCCCCUUCACCAUCUAUUGAAAAGAAAAAAGUAGAUGAAAGAAGGCCCAUAACAGUGCAUUUUGGACAGCAAGAAAAGAUUCCUCCACCACGACCACCUCCUCCCAGGAUCCAGCGGUCCACCACACCCGUUCGCCCAGCAAGGCCUCAUGUGCCCCGACGUCCAAAAAAUAAUGCUGUGGUAGAGAGCCGCACAGCAGCCGAAUCUAGUCCUGACCACAUUGUAAAACCCACUCGUCACUAUACUGUUUUUCUCUCUGAAGAUUCUUCUGAUGAUGACUUCCUGCAGGAGGAAGACUCUGUUUCUGCCUUUCCUGAAAGCUUUAUCUUCUCUGCUCCUUUUGAAUGGCCUCAACAUUAUCGAACCUUGAAGGAAUCUGAAGCUGAUGGGGAUGAAGCGAUCAGCCCAGAGAAGAAGAGUCGGGAAGUAGUAGUUGAAGAACCUCAUAGUACAGAGGUCAAACACAUUAGUCUUCUAGAAGACAUAUUUAGCAAUUUACAAACAGAACCACCACUACUGAGCCAAGCCAAAAGUUUAGAAGAUCUCAGAACACCCAAAGAGGACCAUGAAAGCCACUUAACUUUUGAUUACCAGAGAAUGGAGUUAAUAGCUCAAGAAUGGACUCGUACUGUGCCCACAAUGAAACAUGGCCACCCAUACAACAAGCUAUGGAGCAUGGGACAUGAUGACAUGGCGAUCCCUAACAAGUAUCUUCAAAACCCACCUGAAAUACACCUAACCUUUCACACCAAUAGCACAGUCACACCACACAAGGACAGUGCAUUAACAAAUGUACAGAAAGAGGUAACAAUAGCCAGUUCCCAGGGAAACAUCACAAUUCCUCGGCCACAUGGACGCAAAACUCCAGAACUGGGGAUCGUCCCACCACCCCCUGCAUCUAGAGGAAUAAAGCUGCAGACUGCCACAACAGAGACCAACACACAACAUAUUGGAGACAGCAGCAACUACCAUGGACUGAUAACCGAAGGUUCAUUAAGGCAACAGUCAGCAGACGAUGGAGAAAAAGAGUCCACCGAGUCGAGAACAUCAGCGAUAUUGAAGCCUGUCAAGGUUCCUACAGAGGUUGUAUUGAAUGAUGAUCUUCUAAGCCUCUUGGAUCCUUUAAAAGCUGGCCAGUAUCAAACUGACAGCCAUCCUCCAAUAGGGACAUUACCGCACAGCAUUGAAACUCCUCGUUGCUCCAGCACUCCCUUAUUAACUUCCCUCCAAAGUGACUUUAUGACUCCAGCCUUCUCCCAUCAGUUGGGUUUUACUCCACAACCUGCAUUUCUCCACUCCCCUCUAAAUCCAUUUGCCCAAGCACUGGUAGCAGAAAAAUCAGCCUCUGCAAUGGGACCCCCUAUGGGGGUAUUUAAAGCACCAGUUGCAGCUGCUCUUGGGUCUCAUGCAUUCCUCCCCACAGCUGGCAUAUACCACGGUCCUAGACCUCUCACUUCUGUUUUGCAAGGAAGUAAUCUUUUUGGUCAAAUUUCAUCAGGUGCUUCCAUUUACCCUGUAAUACGCCAGAGUCACAGUCUCACUGAAACCCAGCGCAAUAUGCCACUCACAGCCAGCAUCCCUGCUGGGCACAGAACUUUGCCCAUGGUGCAGUCCCGCUCUAAACACCAGGACAGCAAGCCCCAGGAAUAUCCACCUAUCCCCCCGAGGCCUGCUAAACUGUUAGAACCAGCCCUGCUCCUGACAAAGUCAGACCACCCUAUAGAUCCAUUUGAAGACCUGCUUAAUAAGACCAAGCAGACAGUAACACCAGCAUCAGGCAAAGUGGAACAGCUCCGGAAGCAGUGGGAGACUUUCGAAUGAUGAUUCUCAGGUUCAUGGUUCUGUGUUAGAAAACAGAGGAUUGGUCUGAAAGUAAAUGAUGUCAAUAAUGUGGGAUAAUGGUAAUAUCAAAUAUUCAGACCUACAACUUUACAGUAUCCAAUCCAAGCAAUGUUUACUCCGUCCCGCUUGUUCCUUUCUAAAGCUGGAAUUGUUAUAAUAUAGAACUACUGAACACUAGCUUAGUCAGAAAAAGCUUCAGAUCCGCAGAAUGAGAUCUGUCCACUCAGUGUCCGGAAAUAUUUAUAUUCUAAGGAUUACUCAGCAGACCAAGAUAUCUAGUACACUUGUUUUAGGAUUGUGUCUUUAAAGUGUAGUAGAAGUUACACUUGUCGUCACUACUUGUAUUUGUCAAAAAGCACCCCCCCCUAUAAUGAUGGUAGACUACACAGACAUGUAUAUACUAUUUACGGGUAUGGAAAACUAACCUGAUGAGCUUGCAAUUUUUUUUUUAAGGGAGUAUGGUUAGUAGUACACUUCAUCUAUGAUAUGAUAGACACCAAGAAGAGGCCAGUAAACCAUAAUCCCAAAUGGCACUCACAUAAACAGCAACGUGCAGUGGUUUUGAGUUUUUUUUAUACAGAUCUUAGGAGACGUUUUGGCACUAAGGAUAGGCCAACAUUAAUUCUUCACUUGUAUAAAAAAAAAUAAAGGGGGAAAAGACUAUUUUCAGAUCCGUCCUGAGCGGUUUAUUAAAUAUCCCUGAUUUACUGGCCAAAUGUUUUUAAAGCAAAUAAAUAAAUACAUCUAUGCAGCUCUUGAGGGAGUAGGUGCUCCCUGUGUUAAUCUACAGCUCACGCUUUACUCACAAUUUAAUUAUUAUUAGCUAAGGUAUCACUCAUCUACCACAUGAGAGGGCUGAAAUACAGCCCACUCUACUACGAAUACAAAAGUGCUGAUAGAGGUCAGAAAAAGAAUUCUUGGAUCAUGUCUUGUUUCUGGUGGCUCAGGUUCUCCGACCAAUUCUAUGUCAGUAGAGCGACCUCUGUACAAUGGACAUCGGCCUGACACUAUAUGGAUACUAUACACUGCCGUGGAUCUGCCGCAAAUGCACAGUAUCACACUAUAUACUUAUUAUUUUGCAGUAUUAGCCAGUGCUGUUUGUUUUUGUGUUUAUUUUUUGUUAAUUUUAGCAGUUUUACUGUAUGCAUUUUCUUGUUGUUGUUGUUAAUGCAAUGAUCUAUUAUCUGCAGUAUUAUUUUGUUUGUAUUUUUAGCAUCUUAGAUUUCAUUGUCAUUAAAGCACUGAGAUAUA
Messenger RNA from Xenopus laevis (African clawed frog), 4664 nucleotides. It is a transcript of the gene dennd1a.L, whose product is annotated as DENN domain containing 1A L homeolog. The record is from RefSeq and is a predicted model, not a curated record. NCBI's taxonomy places the organism in Eukaryota, Metazoa, Chordata, Amphibia, Anura, Pipidae. The transcript has 24 exons. The coding region runs from base 165 to 3392 and encodes 1075 amino acids.